Molecule: messenger RNA, 930 nt
Organism: Rotaria socialis
Lineage: Eukaryota; Metazoa; Rotifera; Eurotatoria; Philodinida; Philodinidae
Source: the annotation of a GenBank genome assembly
AUGUGGAAUGAACAAUUUUGGUUACCGAGAAAUACAACUUGGACAAACUUUACUGUACUCGAACAACAAGGUAUUCGUCUACCCCAAUUACAUGAUCUUAUUUAUGUUUAUCCAUUGGCUCUUCUACUCUAUGUAACAAGACUCUUAUUUGAAUAUUGUGUAGCUCAACCUGUUGGUCGAUUAGUUGGCAUUCGACUGGUGCAUCUACGUAAUUCACGUGUUAGUCUACUAGGAAAAUUUAGUGAAUCAUUUUGGCGUUUUAUUUUUUAUCUUUGCAUAUUUUUAUAUGGUGUAAUUAUUUUAAGGAAUAAAUCAUGGACGUGGGAUACAAAAGAUUGUUGGUUAAAUUAUCCAAAUCAUCGAUUAACAGAUGACAUAUUUUGGUAUUAUAUGAUAGAACUUGCAUUUUACUGGUCAUUAAUCUUUUCUCAAUUUAUUGAUGUUAAACGAAAAGAUUUUUGGCAAAUGUUUCUUCAUCAUAUUGCCACAAUAUCAUUACUAUCAUUUAGUUAUACGGUCAAUUUUGUACGUAUUGGUGCAUUAGUACUUGUAAUACAUGAUUGCGGAGAUUUUUGGCUUGAAAUUGGCAAAAUGGCAAAGUAUGCGCGGGCACAGAAAACAUGUGAUGUGUUUUUCGUUAUAUUUGCUAUUGUUUGGUUUAUAACACGUCUAUGUUACUAUCCUUAUAAAAUAUUGUAUACAACGACAUUUGAAGAACUAAAUAUUCUCGGUCUUUUUCCUGCUUACUACGUAUUCAAUGGUCUUUUAAUACUUCUACAAAUUCUUCAUUAUUUUUGGUUUUAUUUAAUUUGUCGAGUAGCUAUUUUAGCAUGUAAAGCGGGCAAAGUAACAAAAGAUGAUCGAAGUGAUAGUGACGGCAGCGAUGAUGAAUCAUCCAAUGGCGAUGUUGAUAUUCGUAAAAAUAAGUGA